AUGUUCGUCUGGCUCGAGGAGCAGGCUCUCAACCUGAUCACGAAAUUGCGGUGGAAGAAUGUACAUGUACAACGAACAAUGGCGAAACCUCUUAAUGAAAUAUCCAGUAAAAUUGCGUUAGAUGCGGAAGGAACUACUACAAAGUUAAGUCAAACAGAAAAUGUCGAGCUCAAGAAUGAAAUUGCAAAAUUAAAACGAGCUAAAUCUCCGGAAUAUUCCACUCCAUUACCUAACAAGAGUUGUUCAAAUGGUGAAAAUGCGCAGAUUAAAGAUUCUUCAACUCGCCACGAAGCAGAUCAAUCCAUGACUAGCACAGACUUAGAUCAAGACCUAUCUUUAGUUAAUCAGGAUGCUUCAACGGGAUCUGAAAAGACAAUAAACUUGUCAUUAU
Messenger RNA from Acaulospora morrowiae, 391 nucleotides. The record is from the annotation of a GenBank genome assembly. Lineage: Eukaryota; Fungi; Glomeromycota; Glomeromycetes; Diversisporales; Acaulosporaceae.